Messenger RNA from Melozone crissalis (California towhee), 2625 nucleotides. It is a transcript of the gene NECTIN4, whose product is annotated as nectin cell adhesion molecule 4. The coding region runs from base 1 to 2625 and encodes 874 amino acids. The record is from RefSeq and is a predicted model, not a curated record. NCBI's taxonomy places the organism in Eukaryota, Metazoa, Chordata, Aves, Passeriformes, Passerellidae. Gene Ontology annotation, cellular component: adherens junction. The transcript has 13 exons. Gene Ontology annotation, biological process: heterophilic cell-cell adhesion; homophilic cell-cell adhesion.
AUGCCACUCGGGGGGUCUCUGUGCGGUGCCACCGGCCUGGCACUGCUGGUGGCCGCCACUGCCACCCCGUUCUGGGCACAGCGCCGGGCACCGGGGGGCACGGCCAGCCUGGGGCUGUGGCACGGCUGCCUCGGGGGACAGUGCCACCCGCAUGCCACCACCCCAGGGCUGCUGUCCCUCCUGGGGCUCGGGCUCGGUUCUGGGGGGGCUCUGGCCCUGCUGGGGCCCCCCCGCAGCUCCUGGAGCUUCUCCUGGUCCUUCAUCCUGGCCUGGGUGGCGGCGGCGCUGCUGGGAUCGGCCGGGAUUUUCCACAUCUGCUCCGCUUCCAAGGACCCCUCCCCGGAGAGCUCCGAACCGAGCAGCACCGGCCCCUCCGCCGCCACCGGCCCGGCUCGGCCCCGGUCCCGCCCGGCUCAGCCCGGAGCGCCUCGGUGCGUCCCGGUGGCUCCCGGUGCGUCCCGGUACUGCCCGGAGGGAGCCGCCGAGGCCGUGCCCGGUUGUCCCGGCGCUGUCCCGGCGCUGUCCCGGCGGUGCCGGUGGGGCCCGCUCCGGUCCGGAUGGUGCUGCCCGGGCCCCGAGCGGCGCCGUGAGCCCGGAGCGCUCCGCAUGGAGCCCCGCGGGAUGCCCGGGGCGCCCGUGCUCCUGCUCGGCUUCCUGCUCGCCGUCACCGGUAAGGGCUCACGGGAUACCGGGGCUGGCACCGGCACCGGGAUAAAGACCGGGAUAAAGACCGGGAUAAGGACCGGGAGCGGCUGCGAGGGGUCCCGGGAGCGGGAGCGCUUCCCACGGUUCUCCCCGACCGGCAUCGGGGCUCGGGGGUACCGGGGGCACCGGCAGCUCCCGGAGGGGCCGAACCGGGACCGGGACCGGGAUGGGGUGGUGGGGAGGCACCGGGGAUCCCACGGAGCGGGGGUUGGGGUGAAACCGGGAGCGGCGGGGGCGCGCGCAGGCGGCGGCUGCAUGGAGGUGCCUGUACCCACACUCAGGUGCCACACUCAGGUGUCACUCAGCUGUCCCCCCAUGUCCCCGCAGGUGGUGGCCACGUGGAGGUGCCUGUACCCACACUCAGGCGGCGGCCGCGUGGAGGUGCCGCGCAGCGUGACGGCGGUGCUGGGCCAGGACGUGGUGCUGCCGUGCCGGUACCGGGCGCAGGAGCAGGAGCAGGUGGUGCAGGUGACGUGGCUGAAGCGCGGCGGCGCGGGCGCGGUGCCCGCCGAGGUGGCCGUGCUGAACCCGCAGCACGGCGAGCACGUGCAGGAGCCGUUCGUGGGCCGCGUGCUGCGCCACGGGCACGGCGACCUCGGCGACGGCGCCAUCGUGCUGCGCAACGCCGUGCAGGGCGACGAGGGCGACUACGAGUGCCACCUGAUCACCUUCCCCAUGGGCAACUUCGAGGGGCGCCUCACGCUCAGGGUGCUCGUGCCACCGCUGCCCAUCCUGAACCCGGGCCCGCCGCUGGAGGAGGGCCAGGGCCGGACGCUGGCGGCCUCGUGCACGGCCGAGGGCAGCCCGGUGCCGUCGGUGCGCUGGGAGACCGAGGUGCGCGGCACCAACGCCACGCGGCGCUCGGCCCACGCGCGCUCCGCCUCCGUCACCAGCGAGUUCUUCCUGGUGCCCGGGCGCAGCAUGAACGGCAAGAGCCUCACCUGCGUGGUGGCACACCCCGGCCUGCGCCACGAGAAAAGGAUCACGCACACGCUCAGCGUCGCCUACCUGUCGGACGCGUCGGUGCUGGGCCACACGGCCGAGUGGCAGGAGGGGAUGGAGGGGGCGGCGCUGACCUGCCUGGGGGACGGCAACCCCCCCCCGACCUUCAACUGGACACGGGUGGACGCGCCGCUGCCCGCGGGUGUCAGGGUCAAGGGGGACACGCUGCUGUUCCAGCGGCCGCUGGCCGUGGCCGACGCCGGUGACUACGUGUGCCGAGUGUCCAACCGGGUGGCCGCCAAGGAGGCCCGGGCCAACGUCAGCAUCCGGGGACGCGCCACAGAGGACACGGUGCGCCGCGUGGACCUGGUGUCGGCCUCGGUGGUGGUGGUCGGGGUCAUCGCCGCCGUCCUGCUCUGCGUCCUCGUCAUCGUUGUGGUGGUCAUGACCCUGUACCACAAACGCAAAACACAGCGCAUCUCCGAGAAAUACGAGGAGGAGCUGACGCUGACUCGGGAAAAUUCCAUCCGGAGGCUCCACUCCAGCCACAGCAGCGACCCCCGGGCACAGCUGGAGGAAACGCUGCAGCUGCGCACGGAGAGUCGCCAGGGCAGCCUGAGGGGGGACAGCCUGCGAGGGGACAGCCUGCGAGGGGACAGCCUGAGAGGGGACAGCCUGCGUGGUACCAGCAUCUGCUCCGCCAUGAGCGAGGAGCCCGAGGGCCGCAGUUACUCCACACUCUCCACAGUGCGGGAGAUCGAGACGCAGACCGACGUCCCCGUGGUUGUUCCCGCUGUCCCCGCGGUGCCACCGGCGCCCGGCGGGAAGGAGCCCAAGGAGGAGGAGGAGGAGGGUGGGGGCGGGGGGGGGGACCCCAUCAAGGCGGCCAUGACGCACUUUGUGCAGGAGAACGGCAUGCUGCAGGCCAAGCCCAGCUCCAACGGCAUCUACAUCAACGGCCGCGGCCACCUGGUGUGA